Penicillium diatomitis is the source of this 210-nucleotide messenger RNA. RefSeq lists its product as uncharacterized. The transcript has 2 exons. Bases 1 to 210 code for a protein of 69 amino acids. The record is from RefSeq and is a predicted model, not a curated record. Lineage: Eukaryota; Fungi; Ascomycota; Eurotiomycetes; Eurotiales; Aspergillaceae.
AUGGCUUUCAAGGUUGUCAAGCUUGUGACAGAGUUUCUUGAAGAGGAAACCCCAUAUGAGUGGCCGCUCGUAGUAGCGGACACGUUGGACAAACUCCAACAAGAAGAAGGCAUUCUGCAAGAAAACCGAGAAUAUAAUAUAUUUCGCGAAGAGACAGGGAAUCCCAACAUCUAUCUAAGAAACAAACACGGAGUACAGAAGGAUCCUUAG